AUGCAAACUACCAAGCUAUUUACCCCUCUUAAGAUCCGAGACGUCGAAUUUCCGAACCGCAUGGGUGUUCCGCCAAUGUGCAUGUAUGGAAGCAAGGAUGGAUAUGUGAGCGAUGUGCUCAUUGGUAUCUAUGCUGACUACGCCAUGAGUGGUUUCGGAGGGAUCAUCCAGGAAGCCACUGCUGUCGUUCCAGAGGGACGCAUUUGUGACCUGGAUUUGGGAAUCUGGAAGGAUGACUUUAUUCCCGGAUUAAAGCGCAUCGUUGACGUUGUCCACGUUUAUGGAGCCAAGAUCGGAAUUCAACUCGCGCAUGCCGGUCGUAAGGGAUCGUGCUACUACCCCGGUGCUCCAAAGGGCCGCACGAGCAUUCCUCUGGAGGAUGGCGGCUGGGAAGUGGUGGGUCCCACUGCCGAGCCUUACAGCAGCGCCUACGGAACGCCCCACGCGCUCACCAAAGACGAGAUCAAAGAGGUCGUCGACGCCUUCGCUGCGGGCGCUCGCCGCGCGGUCGAAGCAGGCUACGACUUCAUUCAGCUGCACGGAGCGCACGGCUUCCUUCUGCACGAGUUCUUAUCGCCUCUCAGCAACACGCGCACGGACGAAUACGGAGGCUCCUACGAGAACCGCACGCGUCUUCUCAAGGAGGUCGUUACCGCCGUGCGAGCCGUGAUUCCCGCGGGAAUGCCCCUGUUUGUGCGGCUGUCGAUGAGCGACUUCGUGGAAACGAGUUCCUGGGAUUUGCCCGAGGUCGAGAAGCUCUCGGUGGAGCUCACAAAGGACUUCGGCGUCGACAUGAUCAACUUCUCUUCCGCGGGACUGUCGCCGUUGCAGAAACUCCCGCGGGAAUGGGACUUCCAGCUGACGAUGGCGGAGAAGGUGAAGAAAGACACGGGUGUGGUGUGCUCAGCGGUGGGAGGCGUGGCGGACACGGCGACGGCGACGCGUGUGGUGGAUGAAAUGGGAAUUGAAGUCGUGGAAGUGGGGAAGGCUGCGAUCCGACAUGCAUUCAGCCCGAGAGCUGUCGCGGUGGAUUUGGGACAACCGAUUCCGCCGUAUAGAGAGGAGAUCCGAUGGGCUUCGAGAAUUCCUCAACAUGUGAAAUAUUGGAGUGUUUGUUCCAAACCUAUUUAG
This is a messenger RNA of Blastocystis hominis, 1131 nucleotides long. RefSeq lists its product as hypothetical. Gene Ontology annotation, molecular function: NADPH dehydrogenase activity; FMN binding; NADP binding. The record is from RefSeq and is a predicted model, not a curated record. Gene Ontology annotation, cellular component: intracellular anatomical structure. NCBI's taxonomy places the organism in Eukaryota, Bigyra, Opalinata, Blastocystidae. The transcript is spliced from 5 exons. The coding region runs from base 1 to 1131 and encodes 376 amino acids.